This is a messenger RNA of Dendroctonus ponderosae (mountain pine beetle), 1511 nucleotides long. RefSeq lists its product as uncharacterized. The transcript has 2 exons. NCBI's taxonomy places the organism in Eukaryota, Metazoa, Arthropoda, Insecta, Coleoptera, Curculionidae. The record is from RefSeq and is a predicted model, not a curated record. Bases 93 to 1265 code for a protein of 390 amino acids.
CAAGGGGGACGAACCAAAUGAACCAAAACUUCCGGGUUAACAGAACGGUAGCGCAGGGUUACCCGAAAACGGUCUGAAUCGUGAUUACCAAAAUGAAGACACUUUUGAUAUCACUGUGCAUUUGCGCCUUCGCUUCAGCCCGACCAGAAGCCGGCUACAGCUAUCCAGUACCAGCUGGACCAUCCCUUUCUCUUCCCGGUCCCAGCAUUGGAGGCUCCCACGGGAUUUCCAGUAUCAACCUGGGAACAGGAGGCAGUCAUGGUGCAGACAUCAGCCACAUCAGCUUGACUACUUCGGGAGCCGGCAGCUUAGGAGGACACGGAAGCUCCUAUGCAGGCUCUGGACCUAGCUACUUAUCCGGAGGGUCCUCCUAUGUCCCGGGUGGCUCCUACAGCGGAGGCUCUGCAUUGCUCUCCGCAGGACAUGGCGGAAGUUCCUACACUGGUGGUUCGUCGCUCCUAUCUGGAGGCCAUGGUGGCUCCUCCUUCGGCGGAGGUUCAUCACUGUUAUCAAGUGGACACGGCGUAGGCUCUAUCUCCGGAGGAUCUCUGCUCAGUGGAGGUCAUGGCAGCAGCUCGUUUGGUUCCGGCAGUAGCUCCUUUGGUUCAGGCAGCAGCUCCUUUGGUUCAGGCAGCUCAGGUUUCUCAGGUUCUUUCUCCGGUGGCAACAGUUUCGGUUCCUCUGCUUCUCUUGGAAACAUUGGAGGAGGUUCCACUAUUGUCCAAAAGCACAUUUACGUCCAUGUGCCACCACCAGAGCCUGAAGACUUCAGACCCCAACGCAUUAUCCCUGUAGCGCCAGCUCAGAAACACUACAAAAUCAUCUUCAUUAAGGCUCCAUCAGCUCCAACUCCCACUGUGCCAGCCAUUCCUUUGCAGCCUCAGAACGAAGAGAAAACGUUGGUGUACGUUUUGGUAAAGAAACCUGAAGAGGCUCCAGAAUUGUCUAUACCCGCGCCAAUCCCCACUCAGCCAAGCAAACCAGAAGUCUACUUCAUUCGCUACAAGACUCAAAAAGAAAGUUCUGGCGGCGUGGGCAUUUCCGGAUCUUCGUCCUUCUCCGGCAGCGCCAUCGAUGACAGUAGUGCAGCUCUGGCUGGAUCCGGAAUUUCCGGUUUAUCCGGCAAUUUGGGAAGCAUUGGAAGCAUAGGAAGCUUAUCUUCUUCUCAUGGUGGCAGCUCCAGUAGCUCUUUCAUUUCCAGCUCGUCUGGAGGCAGUUUGAGCUCCUCCUAUGGCCCCCCUGGCCAUGUCCCCGGGCCAUAUUAAUUCGAAUUACGGAAUAGUGAUGUUGAGGUUACAGGACUUAUACAGUGGCUGACAGUGAUCGCGAUUUACUCAUUUUGUACAUAAGCCCAUCCUAGGUUUAGCUCCAUGUAUGUUAUGUCUUACUUUUUGGGCGAAAAGUAUUGUUUAAAUAACCCCCUUUUCUAAGUCUUUAUGUAGUUGUAUUGUGAUACGGUGACAAAUGUAGCGUGUAAGUUUUAUUUAAUGAAAUAAAUUAUUUUUUUUAAA